Messenger RNA from Monoraphidium neglectum, 402 nucleotides. RefSeq names its product phosphate-repressible alkaline phosphatase. Bases 1 to 402 code for a protein of 133 amino acids. Lineage: Eukaryota; Viridiplantae; Chlorophyta; Chlorophyceae; Sphaeropleales; Selenastraceae. The record is from RefSeq and is a predicted model, not a curated record. The transcript is spliced from 4 exons.
AUGAUCCAGGAGGACACCGGGCGUCACGAGAACAACGUGCUCUGGGCGUACAACGUCGACAGCGGCACCCUGACGCGCGUGCUGUCAUCCCCCCGCAUCGCCGAAGUGACUGGCAUGUGGGCCAACGUCAUCAAGAGCUGGGGUUACCUCAGCCUGGCCAUCCAGCACCCCGAGGAGGACCUGCCCAGCACCUCCGCCGCCAACGUCGAGGCGCAGCGCGGCUACAUGGGCUACCUGGGCCCCAUCCCCAACAAAUACUUGAAUGACAAGUAUACCCUGACGUUCACCGGCAUCCCCGCGGCCGUGACGCCCGCGGAGAAGAGCGCGGUGAUUGCCACCACUAAGGUGUGCAUCGACAAGGCCGCCAAGCCAGCCAAGCCUGGCCAGGGCAACAGUCACUGA